UCUUCUCUGCGGUUAAUGUUCAACCACACGCAGACUUACCUGAGAACGACGAGAGAUUUCACUGGUGCGCAGUUGUUGUUCAAGGACCGGUGAAGGAGAAGGGAGGAGGAGGGGGAGGAGGAAGAAGAAGAAGAGCUCGUAAGUCAUGCCGAAGAGAACGACGCAUACAUACUCCAGCGAAGACGCCGCACCAGAUGGACCAGACUCUGAUCUCUUCGUUUACUAUUGCAAGCACUGUGGAUCGCACGUCUUAAUCACUGAUACUCAAUUGCAGAAAAUGCCAAAAAGGAAGACGGACAAGGCUUUUGCGUUGGACAAGAAGAAGCAUCUUGCAAGGUUAAAUAUCAAUGAGGCGGGAAAAGUUCUACUAAAAAGGGGUGAAGGGAAACUUGAAAGGCAAUUCCGUAUGAACUGUAUAGGUUGUGGACUCUUCGUGUGCUAUCGCUCCGAGGAAGAAUUGGAAUUUGCUUCUUUCAUUUAUGUUGUUGAUGGUGCACUUAGUACAGUUGCUGCUGAAACCAAUCCACAGGAUGCUCCCGUGCCUCCCUGUAUAUCUCAACUUGAAGGAGGACUGGUCCAAGUGGCCAUAGAAGUUGAAGAUCGAGCACAGCGCUCAGCAAUUACAAGAGUAAAUGCUGAUGAUGUACGUGUUGCUGUUGCUGCACCUCAAGCGCGUGGAGAAGCCAACAAUGAGCUUUUGGAGUUCAUGGGAAAAGUAUUGGGACUGAGGCUUAGCCAAAUGACUCUUCAACGAGGAUGGAAUAACAAAUCAAAGCUUCUUGUGGUUGAGGAUUUGUCAGCUAGGCAGGUGUAUGAAAAACUUCUGGAGGCAGUGCAGCCUUGACCUCGACUCUGCUUAAUAGCUGUUGUCUCAUUGUAGUGAUAACAAUGUUAGUUUUUGUAUUAUUUAAAAAAUCUGUUGUAGGAGAUUUCGUACCUGAUAUUGGUUUUACUU
Molecule: messenger RNA, 955 nt
Organism: Cucurbita moschata (crookneck pumpkin)
Lineage: Eukaryota; Viridiplantae; Streptophyta; Magnoliopsida; Cucurbitales; Cucurbitaceae
Product: UPF0235 protein At5g63440-like
Exons: 7
Coding region: 146-844 (232 amino acids)
Source: RefSeq, a predicted model, not a curated record